AUGAGGCAGCUGCUCCGCAAGGCCGCCUUCAUCCCUGCGUUUCUGCGCAAGGACGUCUGGAGGUUGCUCAUCCUCGGUAGAGUCGAAGCAGGAGGAGGCAAAGACGCGGAGGGCGAUGUUACUGCGCUCGACGCCGCGAUUUUGUCGACAGAUCUCGACCUGGAGAAUCAACGGGUAGUGCGGGUUGACGUCGAGAGAACGAGGCCCGCACUGGACCAGUUCAAGAGACCGAGGGUGAAGAACCUGCUGGCGAGGAUCCUCACGUACCACUGCAAGACGCACGGCUUGGGGUAUAAGCAGGGCAUGCACGAGGUUCUGGCGCCGUUCGUCGCCCUCUCUGAUCCCGAGCUGCCGACUUCGGACAUCUCUUUGUGCUACAGCGCCUUCCUCAGGCGCUUCCUCCCCUACGCCUUCAACCAAGACGAGGAGUUCCUCUCGUUGCAGAUCUGCUUCAGGCUUUUCCGCCUGCUGCUCCUGUAUCACCACCCCCGGCUGUGCCGGUUUCUGGACCAGUACCAGCUGCAGCCGGAGCUUUACGCGACGCCUUGGUUCAUGACCCUGUUUUCGAAUAGCUUGGACCUCCCGAGGCUCUACGAGGUUUGGGAUUUCUACCUGUACUGGGGAGACCCGGCGUUGCAUCACUUCGUCGUGCUGGCCUUCGUAAUCGGAAACGCCGAGGCUAUCUUGAAGGCGGAAGAGGCCAACCUCCCGGAGACAAUGUGCAGGCUGACAGAUGGUAUGCGGUCCGUCGAGGAGGUGCGGGCGCUCAUGCGCACGGCGAAGGACCUGAUGCUCAACACCCCCAAGUCGUUCAGGAAGAUCCUGCGGUCUGCGCUCUACGCGAACCUCAGUCAGAGCCAGAUGAACCUGGUCCUCAACACCCUCCAGGUGUCCUCCUGCAUCCCGGUGUCGGCGGAGGAGAUCACGAGCUACAUUCUCCACAAGAACCCGCAUCGGCAGCUAGACCAAGAUUCAGACGGCGACGAGGAGUCCGUUCUCGACGAUGCCAUCGCCAGCGCCAGCGGGGCCGCUAGCGACGCCGCCACCGGCCGUAGAGACUGCAACGGCGGUGGCGGCGGCGACGGUAGCCACUCCCUCAAGUCUCCGAGAAACGGCGGGGGGGGGACGGGCGGCGGCGGUCCUGGCAGAGCGUCGCCGAGCCCGCAGAGGCGAGCGGAGCGGGCGGCAAUGCGGUCGCUCCGAGUGCACCGGCAGUACAUCAUCCUGGACUGCCGGCCGCGGGGGGAGUUCGAGUCGUGCCGCCUCGCGCCAGCGCUGCACCUCGACCCGGACCUGCUCACAUCGCCCGAGAAGCUGGACGCUAAGCUCAAGGAGUUCAUGCCCCUUCAGGGCGUGGCGCACUUCUGCCUGGUUGGGGCCGGGGAUGACGACAUGGCGGCCGUCGGGCAGAGGAAGAACACCUCGUCGGACCUUAGCGGGGAGGCCAUGGGCCUGAGGACGGUGUCGAACAGCAAGUCGGACUCUCCCGGCCGAGCCGGCCUGGUGGGCGAGACCGGCUUCCUCGCCGAUCGCGGGGGGAGCGGGGACAUGUUUUCGAAGCCGGAGGGGGGGUUCGGUCGAGAUAGCAACAGCAAGGAGGGCGGGUUCUUUGGAGGGUUUUCGAGGGCGUUGUCGCGUGGGUACGGGCACGCGGCGGCUGCGAGUAAGGACGGGGAGGAGGAGAUAGGGAGGGAGGAGGACGUGCAGGUCACGCGGCUGGUGCUCAUGCUGCUGCAGUACAACUUCCCCUUCAUCAGCCACGUGCGGGGCGACAUGGCGGCCAUAUUGGAGGAGCUGAGUGCCCAGGCCCUCGCCGAGAAGGAGGGCCAGCACGCCGAUAACGGUGACUUCCACGAGACGCUGCACGGGGCACUCAUAGGCGCGGAUUCAGACAGGGUGCGCGAACAGCUGAUGCACAUCAGCCCGGAGAAGACGACCAAAGGCCUGUUCGCGGGCUUGUCGAAGUGGUCCAAGAAGGAUGACAAGGGGGCCUCCGCCUUGUACGCCUCCAGGGGGGGAGGGCUCGGCAGCGCGACCGCGGGGAGCAAGGGUGGCAAGGACGGCGUCGUAGUGCUACCGCCAGUUGUUGCGCGAAAGUCGGCGACAGUGGUGGGUGGGGGUUUCGCAUGUGGUGCUGCCGCCAUGCAUCACUCGUUUCUCUCUUCCCCCCCACUAGCAGCUGACGGCGAUGAUCCGGCAUCGCUGGCUAAGAAAAACGCGGACGCUACAGCAGCACCAUCGCGGGGGAGAGGAGGCUUGGGUCGGAGGGACACGGAAGACUUCUACAUGGUGACGAAGCCGCAAGACCAUUCCCCCGCCGCGGAGAGGAAGUCUUCGAAGCGCCGCCUGUUCGGGGGCGUGAUGGACCGGUUCGACAACAACAACAACGCUCGCACGGAUGGCGAUGCCGCGUCGUCGUCGUCGCUGGCUGGCGCAGCGCGAAAACAGCCGUGGCUCCUCUCCCCCGGCCGCUCCUCCCGAGAGGCGAGGCAGGAGGCUCCCGGCCGCGAGCCGGCGGCGGCGGCGGCGGCUGCGCCUUCCUCUGUCCUCGAGGCAUCGGCGGCGGCGGAAGGGAAGCCGAAGAAGGCGACGGCGACGGCGACGUGGACGAAGCCGGCGGCCAGGAAGAGGGACACGCCGGACCGGCUGGCGAACUUCUUCGGCAAGAUUCUCGGGGUGAAGGACGACGCCCUGCCGGACAGGCCGAUCGACUUGCCGCCCGGCGGCGGAGCUGCGGACGAAGCGACGAGGGCGCGGAGCCCUACCGCCCCCGGCGUUGCUGCUGCAGGAGCAACCGGGGCGCCGUCGAGUGGGGAACCACGGGCAAGCGAGAGCUUGGUCUCUUCUUCUGAUGCUGCUGCUGGCAGCGGAGCGCCGGCGCCGGCGCCGGCGGCUGCAAGCACUGCCGAGACCCCGCUCGCCACGGCUGUAUACUCGGCCACGACCGUCUCCGCGGCCACCGCGGACGCCAUGCCCGUCGCCGUCGCCGUUGCUGUCCCUCUGUCGGACCCCGCGGCGCCGGCUCGCCGGCCGUCCCGCAGCAGCAGGACGCACAGGACGGGGACGGCGGCGGCAGCGGGGGGCAGCAGAUCGGAGGGCGAGGUGGUUCUCGUAGCGGGGACCGGGAGAGUGGUCUCAAUCCGGGACUGGAUAGCCAAGGAGGAGAGGGAGAAUGGGGGCGCCGUGAGGGUGUUCUCGGCGCAGCGCGUGCUCGACGGCAAGGUGCAGAAGAAGUGCCGGUUGGCCGUCUCCCGGAAGAGCUUGACCCAGUUUGACGAUGUCCAGGACGGAGAUAGCGGCGCGACCGCUGCCGGUGGUGGCCCACGAGGGGUAGUCACGGAGCACCGCGGCCUCCGACACCUCGCUCGAAUCACCUCCCGCAAGAAGCACGCCGAUCUCAUCGUGUUCCACUUCAAGUCUCGGUCAGGGAGUGGGGCCUCGGCGACAGGGACGGCGGCGGCGGCGGCGGCGACAGCGUCAGCAGCGGCAAGCUCUAGCUCGAGGCGAUCGCGGUCGUCGUCGGACAGCAAGUCAAACCCUGACAUCCUCUUCUAUUUCAUGAAGGACCACGCGGACUGCCUCCGGAUGGUCAAGGAGAACUACCGCAAGAUCACCCAGGGCGACGCCUCCUCCUCCUCCUCCUCCAGAUCUUCGUCGACGGCAACGGCGGCGUCUCGGAGAAACCCGGGGGCCGAGCCUUCCGACGACCCCAACCGGCGGCACGGCCGCCAGACGGCGAAAGCGGUGGCGGGGGCCGCCGCCGGAGCGGGGAUGCUGGUGGUCGGCGCCGCCGGGGCGGGGAUGGCGGUGGCCGGCGCCGCGGGGGUCGCCGUUGGAGCGGCGUUUGCAGCCGGAGUGGCGGCGGGGGCCAGCCGAAAGGACGGCGGCCACGAGGAGAGGGAGCCGAGGGGGGGGAGCGAGGGCGCCGCGGCCGCGGGGCUGAGCGGCGAGAAACCGGAGCGGCGACGUUCCGGGGGAUGGAUACCUAUUGACGCGCCGGGGGAAGAGCGGCGAGGGAGUGACCACGGCGGCGGCGGGCGGCGCCCGCCAUCAUCCGUGUCCCGGCGCGCUAGCUUUAGCAAAACCACUGGUGGUAUCGGGAGGGGCCACGGUGGCAGUAGUAGUAGUCGGAGCACGCGGGGCGCGUCGAGCAAGAAUCGAAGCGGGAACGACACGGAUGGUCCGUCAUGGCUUGGUCGAAAAUAACGGCGUGUUUUCGUCGCCGCCGCUGCCGCCGGUGGGGGGCCGACAAAUUACAGUUUUUAAAGUGUAAGGGAUGUGUGUUAGACGCGGGGGUGUGCUGAUGUAAAUGUUUUGGGGGGUGGCGCCCGCCUAAUUUUUUUUUGUGGAGUGUGGCGUGGAAAUAGCUGGUUGGUCUCUUGGUAUCUGUUGUUAUUAAUGAUUUUAAUAUGUUUGUUCGUUUGACGGUACGGUGCCUCACAUUCCGUGUCACCCGCCGUUCGUUCUGCUGGCGGAGCGGCUGCAGCAGCAGCAGCAAUACCAGCAGCGGGCUGCUGCACUUGCAGGCCUGUCGUUUGUUUUUUUCCGUGCUUGGUGUGUUUGUGUGUUUGCGCUUUUCUCAGACGAACAGGAGACGCUUGAUCCCUUUACGAGCGCCUGUCUCCCCACGCUAAAACAAGGCAGGCAUCAAGUUGCCGUUGACGCGUACCGUGGGAAGGUUUCGAAGAAUAACAGACACAAACCUACUUGAUGAUUGGUUAAAAUAUCGAUGACGGACUGUGAUUGCGCCGAGCGCGCUGCAGGUGCCCAGGAGGCGUUGUUACUCGCCUUCCUGCGCCUGAAAAGGGUUGCCUGUAGGUGCGAUGUACUUGGGUGCGGCGAUUUUUUUGUUUUUUGGUUCAGUCGCUUGUGUGUUGUCGAAGAUUAAGAAAAAAUCAUUUGCAAUGCCACGCGUGUGGCUGUCAGGCCGUGUGACUCCCGAGCUCAUGAUACGCCCGAAACGUAUCGAAAGGUGUGAGCCGACGUCUAGGUAGACAGGACGCGCAGGCGCGCAAGAAAGGGUGGUUUGUCUAGCUUUCGCCGUUGCAGAGAAAGCCCUUGCAAAAAACGUCGUGGUUGAUUUUGUACACCCGCCCCCCGGGUGUGCGAGAGUGCGCAACUUGAUUUUAAAGAGGAUGGCCCACUCUACACUCAAGUGGCCGAAACUGUCUGUGGCCAAAAGCAAGUGCUGUCCACACCGAAAGCGUCCUCAGAUUCGUUUCGCCGAUUUCUUCUAGCCGCAAAAGGAACUGAAUCCCUUUUGUAAAAGGGGCUUCAGAAUAGAUGAGAAGACAAGGAAGUUUCUUUUGGAACGGGUAGAUCACGACAGCAGGAAGGAGCGAGGCCGCCGUAGAAACGAUCAGGAAUAAUAGCCGAGCUCACGCUUUGCUCGAUCGAAGACAUCAACUUACUGCCGCCACGCCAUCUGCCGGGGGUGGGAGAUGUCUUGUAACUCUCGCAUACUCAACUUAUCAUGCGGUCGCCUUUAGCUAGCUGCGCAUGUGGUUGGACUGCUGUAAUCUUUCGAGGUUCGCAACUCAAUAAAGUAUGGUGCUCCUGUCGGCGUCGUAGGCGCUCAGUCGAAGCAGUACGAAGAAUCUGUGUAUUUUGCGUGUGUGACUACUGUAUCGUAUGCAUGCAAGGCUGAUACAAAAAUGCCGCAGUGGCAGCACAUAUGUACAUGCUUACUACGGGCGCCAGUUUGUGGUUCAGGUUCCGCACUAGUUUUGCGGGGACCACACGCACAAAAAAACGACUAGGAGAAAUCUAUCCUAUGCAGUAAUCAGCGUAUCUUCGCCGUACGCAUACAACCGGUCGCCACUUCUUACCCCCGCAUUGAGGCGAGCCUCGCCACCAAACACAGCAAGAAAAUCCCCGACGCUUCGUCAGCUAAAAAAAAAAGCGAUUGAUCAUAUGUUUUCCUACAGCAACCAAACAGCGGAGAGCAUUCGUUCACUCAUGGACACACGUGCCAUCCAAACCUGUAUAUAUUGCCUGCCCUGAGAUGGGCAAGUCGGUACCGCCGCACCGUGUUUUACGUUCGCCACCCACGGCUACUACCCUGUCCUAUGCAUACUGUAAUACUACGCGAAAAAUGUGGGGGCUCUGAGAACCCCCCCACUUUCUUCCAGCUCUAACGUACCAUGCAUGAGUGGAGCAAAGAACACACCAAGAGAGCGGUGUCGCCGUAAGGGGCAGCGAAGGGGCUUACGAAGCGGAGCACCGCCUGCGAUCGGAAAAAAACAUGUUGAUACUAUACAACAAUAGACACACGUACGUGUGUUUCCAAGAUGCGACUACAUACGUAAAACCAACCGAAGCCGGUCGCUUGCCUUGCACAAAACGGAGCAACAAAUCAACCGGCCGCACGACCAAGCACACAGACGUAGCCCACGGCUCCUACUUUCUACGCGUAGUACAUACCACAAUCUAUAUAUACCAGGUAAAAAUUCGUAUAUACAGCCGUGUUGAGUGAGCGGCAUCACGGUCCGGUCCUCCAACUGCACUGCUCCUUUCUUUUUCUUCAAUCCACAUCGUGCACAAUGAAACAUGGAAAGGGCGACGCAACUACAGCGACGCAACACGAACGCACGGGCGCCAAACCCGAACAAACACGGGUCGCACCGGCUGUAGAUUUUUGAGUUCGUGGAGCCUGGCGGUGGCCAAGCAAAAACAAAACAAAACGGCAGACCAGAGAGAGAGAGAGAGAGAGAGAGAGAGAGGGAGGGAGGGAGGUGGACGUCUCAUCUCACCUGCCAGGGCUCCUACGACUAGACUACGCGGUACGAGCCAUUACACCGGAGCGCCACCGCUAACCCCCAAAGUCAGACCGCAUGUGCUUCGAGCACUGGUAGGGACAAGCAGCAGCCCGCCGCCGCUGCCCAAGAGUAUUGCAAACACCACGCCAAAAAAAAAAAUCGAGAAGAGAUAGAGCAGGCACGAACUUGGAAUCUGUAACGCUGACUGCCAAAACGUGCGAGUCAUCGCACAACCCGGUGUGAAUAGACCGACUGUUCAAAGCUCGAUUGCUCCACCACAAGGAGGGUUGAAGAACCCUACCGUUAGAUCCAAGAAAUCUCUUGAUCGAAUGCUUCCUGUUCGGCGUGUUUUACCUCUUCGUUGUGGAGCAAUCGAGCUAUGACAAGUCGGUCCAGGAUGUGUUUGCGCAAUGACUCGCACUUUAGGGUACGUCUCCGACGAGAAAGGGUACACAAGAAAGGCCAGGGUCGCGAUCCGAUCGCCUGCCCGGCCCGCCUACUGCGAGAAAGAGAGAGAGAGAGAGACAAGACAAGACAAGACACAACAUAAACCGUAACACCCUUAAAAAGCGAACGCAGUCGAAGGCGAAACCAGAGACGUCAAACCCGAUAAAUGCCAACGCUGCCAAUGUUUCGUGGAUCAUUGGUGGUGAGGUAAGACACGCCGACACCCUU
Molecule: messenger RNA, 7433 nt
Organism: Ectocarpus siliculosus
Lineage: Eukaryota; Phaeophyceae; Ectocarpales; Ectocarpaceae
Source: the annotation of a GenBank genome assembly